Messenger RNA from Populus trichocarpa (black cottonwood), 2219 nucleotides. RefSeq names its product F-box/kelch-repeat protein At5g15710. The record is from RefSeq and is a predicted model, not a curated record. The transcript has a single exon. The coding region runs from base 531 to 1850 and encodes 439 amino acids. NCBI's taxonomy places the organism in Eukaryota, Viridiplantae, Streptophyta, Magnoliopsida, Malpighiales, Salicaceae. Gene Ontology annotation, molecular function: protein binding.
UGUUUUUUAAAAUAGUGACAAAAUAAAUCAAAUGCCAUCCGAGAGAUUCUUUGAGGUUAGGUUGUUUCCCUUCUCUCUAUGCCAGAAUUUGUCCUUGACUCAGCUCUGACAAAUUGUUCCUCCCCAGCAAAAUAGUAACAUAAAUUCUUGCAUCUAAAGGUAAUCCAUUUCUAAUCCACCAACAAAGCUUCCAUUUUUAUGCUCUCCCUUUGAUGUUUGCUCUAUGUCUUUACCUUGAAAUCAUUUUAUUUUGUUCAAGUUUUGGAUCUGACUGUAAAGUAGGGUUUUUUGUGAUCUGAUAUAGAAUGCAAUCUGCAGUAAUUGAUUGUUGAAAUUCUGUUUGGAUUAAUGGGUUUUGUUUCUUGAUGCCUCAAGUCAUCCUUUGGACUUGAAAGUUUUGAUCUUUUUGCUGCACGUGCAAUGAAUUAGAGCUUACAUUUGGAGUAGAAUUUUUAUUGGUUCAAUUAGGGUUUUGGCUUUUGAUUGCUUUUGUAGCAAUAAGGUUUUUGUGGGUUUGAGAAUCCAUUACUAUGGAUGGUAGUGCUGGGGAGUCAUCUGAAUCUGGGUCUAUUGUAUCUAGUUCACAAUCCUCGAAAAAUGGGGCGCAUGAUAUUGAUGAUGGUUGUCCUAGGCAAGUGUCACCUGUUAGAAUUGAUGGGUCGAGGAAUACGAGUCCCAUGGGUCGCGUUGGAUUGAGAAAUACUAGUCCUUCCAGACAAAAGGUGAUUAAAACCAAACCACGUGGUUUAGAUGAGGAAACGAUUGCUACAUUUGGUAAGGUUGUCCACCCUGAUAUUCAAAUGGAGGAUAGCAUAUGGGCAAUGUUGCCUGAGGAUCUAUUGAAUGAGAUUUUAGUAAGGGUUCCUCCAUUUAUGAUAUUCCGUCUUCGUUCUGUUUGUAAACGAUGGAAUUCAAUUCUCCAAGAUAGUAGUUUUCUUAAAUUUCACUCCCAAGUUCCAUCUCAUGGGCCUUGCCUUUUGACAUUUUGGAAGAACCCGCACACCCCACAAUGCUCAGUUUUCAGCUUGCCCUUGAAAGCUUGGUAUAGAAUUCCGUUCACAUUUUUGCCACAGUGGGCAUUUUGGUUGGUUGGUUCUUCAGGGGGCCUUGUUUGUUUUUCUGGACUUGAUGGGCUAACUUUCAAAACUUUAGUUUGUAAUCCGCUCACACAAACUUGGAGGACAUUGCCUAGCAUGCAUUAUAAUCAGCAAAGGCAGUUAAUAAUGGUUGUGGAUAGAAUAGACCGUUCAUUCAAAGUGAUAGCCACCGGUGAUAUUUAUGGGGAUAAGUCAUUGCCUACUGAAGUGUAUGAUUCAAAGCUUGACAGAUGGUCACUCCACCAGAUAAUGCCCGCAGUCAACCUUUGCUCCUCAAAGAUGGCUUAUUGUGACUCCAGACUGUACCUGGAAGCCCUUUCACCGCUUGGUUUGAUGAUGUAUAGGCUUGACACAGGUUACUGGGAACACAUUCCAGCAAAAUUUCCCAGGUCCUUGUUGGAUGGAUAUCUGGUAGCUGGCACUCAGAAGCGUCUGUUUUUAGUUGGAAGGAUUGGCCUUUAUAGUACUCUUCAGAGUAUGAGAAUUUGGGAAUUAGAUCAUGCUAAGAUUACAUGGGUGGAGAUUAGUAGGAUGCCACCAAAGUAUUUUCGAGCUCUGUUGAGGUUAUCAGCUGAAAGAUUCGAGUGCUUUGGACAGGAUAACUUGAUUUGCUUUACAUCUUGGAACCAAGGAAAAGGCCUUCUAUAUGAUGUGGAUAAGAAGGUCUGGUCUUGGAUUGCUGGAUGUGCGCUUCAGUCAUACAACUGCCAGGUCUGUUUCUAUGAGCCAAGAUUUGAUGACUACAUCUAUUGAGCUGGAAAUCUUGCUCUCUCUUCUGAACAUACGAUGACAAGGCUUUGUUCUGUUGGCUGAUUGUGAGUAAUGAGUUGAGUCCCUUUAACUUUGCAUGCUAAAUGGUAAUUAUUAAGGUGACCAAGGAAGCGUUUCAUGUUAGUGAGAGCUUUUCUUAUCCGCUAACGAUUGUAGCACUUGGAAUCAAGACUCUGUGCUGCGUUUGGCUUGAGCAGUGCUGCUCUCCAGUCAAUUUGUGAAGGUUGGAAUUGUUGAAGAAUGUACUGUAUGACUAAUGAUAUCUUGGGGAGAAUUUGUAAGAAGAUUCUUUCACUCUUUUCCAGCUCUUGUACCUUUUCUGAAAGUAUUAAAUAGCAUGAAAAUUACCUA